Molecule: messenger RNA, 1134 nt
Organism: Danio rerio (zebrafish)
Lineage: Eukaryota; Metazoa; Chordata; Actinopteri; Cypriniformes; Danionidae
Source: RefSeq, a predicted model, not a curated record
UUCUAGUUUUCUCUAUAUUGUUGAUGAUCACAGGAGACUUUUAUUAUGUCGGAGCGCGCGCUGGUUUCCGGCUUCACGCACGCGCGGCAGCAGCAGGCAGCAUGGCGCCAGGAGGAAAGAUCAACAAACCCAAAACCGAGCUGGGCCGGAAGCUGUUCAAGAGGCGGAGAGUUCUGAGCCGAGAGAAGAGGCAGAAGAGGAAGAUAGUGGGAGCGGUGAUUGACAGAGACCUGAUCACCAAACACCACCUGAAGAAGAGGAGCUCCAGCGCGCGGGCGAACAUCACUCUCUCCGGGAAGAAGAGGAGGAAACUGAUCAAGCAGCUGGCGCACAUGGAGCGGGAGAAAUGCGCCGCCGCAGCAGCAGGUGUGUGUGUGUGUGUGUGUGUGUGUUCUGGUUCAGUGUUCACAGAUGAUGAUUGUGGAAUAAAGGAGUGUGUUUCCUCAUGUGUGUGUGUGUGGUCAUCUCAUCUCUGCUGUGUGUGUGUGUGUGUGUGUGUGUGUGUGUGUGUGUGUUUGUGUGUUUAUAAGAGUUUCUGUUUUCAACACCUCAGCUGAAGAUCACCACCAUAUUACACACACACACACACACACACACACACACACACAUGAACUAGUCAAACAUGCUUAUAUCAGCCGCUUCAAUGUGUGUGUGUGUGUGUGUGUGUGUGUGUGUGUGUUCCACUGGGAGUCAUUGUCAUUAUUAUUAUUAUUAUUAUAGUCUGUCAGGGGUUCAGUGAUGUCCAGAACUGUCAGCAUUACAGUGUUUAAUAAUGACUCUCCAUCAGCCUCUAAACACAGCUCAUUCAGGAGAUUUGGGGAUAUUGAUAUGAUAAUAAUCCUCAGAUUUGAGCAGUAGAGCAGUGCUUCUGUCUUCAGUGUGUUUGUUAUCAUUAAUGUCUUCAUCUGACUGCAGAAACAGCCCGGCCUUCUCCAGCUCCAGUCACACAUCAGGCCGCGGGUGCGCUUCAUGUGUCGUCCACAGGGCGGCGGGCAUGCGCGGACUGCAGCAUUAUGGGGGAUUGAGUUCAGCACAGCACUCGCGGCCAAUAAACUAAGCGAUUAUUGAAAUAAAUAAGCUGAGAUGACGGCUUCAAUUAAAGCAUAAAGCAUCAAUAAACAUCAUAUAUAAUCG